UCUCACACCCACUGACCGCGGCGCUGCCGCCCGGGGCGGAGCCGCUCCCGCUCUCCCGGCGCUCUCCCGGUGCCGUCCCGCACUGUCCCCUUUGUCCCGCGCUGUCCCGCUCCGUCCCUCUCCGUCCCUCUCCGUCCCGCUCCGUCCCGCUCCGUCCCUCUCCGUCCCGCUCCGUCCCGCUCCGUCCCGCUCCAUCCCUCUCCGUCCCGCUCCGUCCCGCUCCGUCCCGCUCCGUCCCGCUCUGUCCCUCUCUGUCCCUCUCUGUCCCGCGCUGUCCCGCGCUGUCCCGCUCCGUCCCGCUCCGUCCCGCUCCGUCUCGCUCCGUCCCGCUCCGUCCCGCUCCGUCCCGCUCUGUCUCGCUCCGUCCCGCUCUGUCCCGCUUUGUCCCGCGCUGUCCCGGUGCGGAUGCGCGCACUGAGGGCGCUGCGGUCCCGCAGGCUCCGCGCGGGUCGGGCCAUGGCGGCGGCGGCGGCUCCAAGGCGGGGAUCGGGCUCCGGCUCCAGCUCCGGCUCCGGCUCCGGCUCCGGCUCCGGCUCCGGGUCGGGUCCGGCCUCGGCUCCGGGUCCGGGUGCGGGUCCGCGGCGGGAGCCGGUGCUGAGCCCCAGCUCCAUGAACGCCGCCAUCCGGAGGGUGCAGUACGCGGUGCGCGGCCCCAUCGUCACCCGCGCCCUGGAGCUGGAGCGGGACCUGCGGCAGGGUGUCCCCAAGCCCUUCAAAGAGGUGAUCAAGGCCAACAUCGGUGACGCUCAAGCCAUGGGGCAGAGACCCAUCACCUUCCUGCGCCAGGUGGUGGCGCUGUGCCUGUACCCGGAGCUGCUCUCGGACUCCACCAUCCCUGAGGACGCCAAAGCUCGAGCCCGGCGCCUGCUGGAGGCUUGUGCCGGGCACAGCGCGGGCUCGUACAGCGCCAGCCCCGGGCUGGACGUGGUGCGCCAGGACGUGGCGCGGUUCCUGCAGCGCCGCGAUGGGGUCCCGGCCAACCCCAACCACAUCUUCCUGUCCGCCGGCGCCAGCGAGGCCAUCGUGACCAUCCUGAAGCUGCUGGUGUCGGGCUCGGGCCCGUCGCGCACGGGGGUGCUGAUCCCCAUCCCGCAGUACCCGCUCUACUCGGCGGCCAUCGCGGAGCUCGACGCCGUCCAGCUCGGCUACUUGCUGGACGAGGAGCGGUGCUGGGCCCUGGACGUGGCCGAGCUGCGGCGGGUGCUGAGCGAGGGGCGCCGGAGCUGCUGCCCCCGCGUGCUCUGCAUCAUCAACCCCGGCAACCCCACCGCCCAGGUCCAGCAUUCCCAGCCCCACAUUGUCCAUCAUUCCCAGCCCCACAUUGUCCAUCAUUCCCAGCCCCACAUCCCCUGGGAGGAGGUCACCGUGGGGAUGUCCCACCAAGAUGGAGCUCAGGAGGUCACCACGGGGAUGUCCCCACCAGGAGAUGGUGGCACCACCAUGGUGAUGUCCCAUGAAGAUGGAGCUCAGGAGAUGGUGGCACCAACACCAAGGUGA
Strigops habroptila (Kakapo) is the source of this 1497-nucleotide messenger RNA. RefSeq names its product glutamic--pyruvic transaminase (gene GPT). Bases 406 to 1497 code for a protein of 363 amino acids. Gene Ontology annotation, molecular function: L-alanine:2-oxoglutarate transaminase activity; pyridoxal phosphate binding. The record is from RefSeq and is a predicted model, not a curated record. The transcript is spliced from 7 exons. NCBI's taxonomy places the organism in Eukaryota, Metazoa, Chordata, Aves, Psittaciformes, Psittacidae. Gene Ontology annotation, biological process: biosynthetic process.